AUGCCUCUUCAGCUACAUCGCCUCGAAGCACUCCCACAAGUGGAUCUUGAUUUCUUCAAGGAGCAACUGGACCUCAAAAAUGAAGCUGAGGUCAAAGCACACAUUGCUAGGAUUGCAUCCAAAGCAUACGAGAUAUACAGUUAUAGAUGUAUUGAACUGUUUACAUUCGCUCAAAUCAAGACAGGACUUUACGAUAGGAUGGGUCCCUCAUCCGCGUACCAGCGCGCCUUGAAACUGUGUUCGCAACGCGAAAACGCUCUCUUCCUUGAAUUUGGAACCUUCUUCGGUACGACUUUGCGCAAAGCAGUCAUGGAUGGGGUUCCAGUUUCCAGGGUGAUCGGAUCUGAUCUCCAUUCCGAUUUCUGGGAAUUGGGACAUGAACUCUUUGGAACAACACCUAUAACGUUUCCUGCCGCCUUCAUUGCAGGGGACGCAUUUGACUCCGCUUUCAUAUCUGCCAGGGGACCUGUUACCACCAAUGACGCCGACAUGCAAAAAGUUCCAGAUCUACAAAGUCUCACAUCCCUUAUUCCUCUGCAGGGGCGUAUUUCUGCUAUACACGCAUCGAGCGUUUUCCACUUGUUCAAUGAAGAAAAGCAAGUCGAUCUCGCUCGAGCUAUCGCUAGUUUACUCUCCUCCCAGUCCGGGUCGUUAAUUUUUGGUGUGCAGCUUGGACAGGAGGUCGCUGGGGUCCGGGAGUUUGUCAGAAGACCUACAGAUCAGACGAUGCGGUUUAUACAUAGUCCUGAAAGCUGGAAGAAGUUGUGGGAUGGGAACGUGUUUCCCGCUGGGUCGGUACAAGUUGAGGCGAAGUUGGUUCCUAUAAAUCUCAAAGACACCGGGGUUGAUGGUAGUAUACUAGUUUGGUCCUGUACAGUCCUUUGA
This is a messenger RNA of Marasmius oreades (fairy-ring Marasmius), 885 nucleotides long. RefSeq lists its product as uncharacterized. Bases 1 to 885 code for a protein of 294 amino acids. Lineage: Eukaryota; Fungi; Basidiomycota; Agaricomycetes; Agaricales; Marasmiaceae. The record is from RefSeq and is a predicted model, not a curated record. The transcript has 5 exons.